GGCCCCUGAGCAGUGCACAGGAGCUAGACUGUGAGCUACUCUACUAAAGUUUGUUUGAGGAGCAACUGUAGCCUACAGGCUUACUUCACACGCUGUCUCCACUGGUGUGCGUCUGGCGUCUGUUCUGAACCAAAGAGGCGGUCCCCGGCGUCACGUCAUAUCAUCCGCCGCGCUCUGAUUGGCCAGCGCUACUCACCCGACACAGCUGUGAUUGUUUUCUGCAGAGGAAGCGCUCCGCACCGCCUCGGGUUCCCCAGCCUUCGCUUGUGACUGUAUGAACUAACGAUGAUGUGAGGGAAAUCGCGGUGAUAUUUGGGACCUUGUUGCGAACAACGAGUUUCAGAACAGGAGUUGUUUUUUGUUUUUUGUUUUUUUAAUUUGUGGACAACGCGAGUGAAGACACCUGAAGAAUAAGUGCCAAAUGCCGAGACUUGAGGACCACUGCUCUUGUACUUCUAAACACUUAUCUGGAGCCAAGUGGUUCGUAUACAAAGCCGAAGAAAUGAUGUCCCUCAUCACCUCCAUGCUGAGCCAAGCCUAUGGCUCUCUGCACGACGUCCGCACAGCCAACCUCAUCCGUCGGGGUCUGGUCCUGUUCACGGUGGGAGCCAUCCUCGCCCUGGUGCUCAACCUGCUGCAGAUCCAGAGAAACGUCACCUUGUUCCCUGAGGAGGUCAUGACAACUUUGUUCUCUUCUGCCUGGUGGAUCCCGCCAUGCUGCGGCACAGGGGCAGCUGUGGUGGGCCUGCUGUACCCAUGUCUGGACAGUCACCUGGGAGAGCCGCACAAGUUCAAGAGGGAGUGGGCCAGCGUCAUGAGGUGCAUCGCUGUGUUUGUCGGUAUCAACCACGCUAGUGUUAAGCUGGACAUUGAUAACACGGUCCAACUGUCCCUCACCCUGGCAGCCCUGUCUUUGGGCCUUUGGUGGACAUUUGACCGCUCCAGGAGUGGAUUUGGUCUGGGCAUCACCACAGCUUUCCUCGCCACGGUUAUCUCACAGGUUCUAGUCUACAACGGAGUCUACCAGUACACUUCUCCAGACUUCCUGUAUGUUCGCUCGUGGCUCCCAUGUAUUUUCUUCUCCGGCGGAGUCACUGUGGGAAAUAUUGGACGUCAGCUUGCUAUGGGCGGUGUUGAAAAACUUCACAAUGACUGAAAACUGACCUGCAGAAGAGCAAAACAGCCAAAAAUAAGGGGACAAGAAUGCAGCAGGAAAUGGACAAAGUUUUGAGAUGGAACUCUCCCAUCAUCAUUUGCUCUCAUAACAAGGUGCUGGUCAAACCAGGCCUUCACACAGUGCCAUGUCCUCUGCUCCGCCCGGUGGCCAUAUUGCCCAUCUGCAGCUUUCCUCCAUGAAGACCAGCUUCACCUGACUUGUGUUCAGGAAAUGAUCCUGCUCUUUCACAAACUCAUGAGUGCAUCAUGUGUGCUGUGGUUGCAUUUUUACAAAAAGGGAAAAGGGAGGAGUCCAGUGUCUCCAAAAGUAUAGCCUUUUAUUUUAAGAUCAGAUUGAGUAUUUCUUUUUGAUUGACCCAAAACAGGAUUGUAAGAUGCCAAUUAGUUUUUGACAAAUAGUUUUAUGUUGAAAACAAGAUUGCCAAACUACCGACAGUUUCUUCUGAAAAGGUUUUGAGAUGGUUAAUCCCUGAUAGAAGUGGGAUAACCUGGCAUUUCAGUAUGAGGAAUGUUUUUUCUUGACUUUUCCAAGCGUUCUAUUAGACACAUGACUGUCUGAUAUGUACCAGGUGGUGACUUCUCUCUUACAUCUGAAGUCUGGUGAUAAGAGUUUGGGAAUCGUGAUGGCCUCAAAAGGGCAGGACAUUUGUUACUUGAGACAAAAAGAAUUGCAAUCUGUGAUUGCCUCUGUAUUAUAGAAAGUAGUGCUUUUGUCACUAUAACAGUUUUGUUUUAUUGUACAACAUAAAGAUAGCACAUUAUGAAUAAUGGCUUAUAAUCAAACCGGUAUUGUCAGACUAGACCAACAGUAUGGGAGUAGACAGGGUCUAGGGGACAAAGUGCAAUCAGUAUAUGUGAGCCAGUUUGUACCUUAUUUAUUUUUCUGACAGUGACUAAAAUUGUAUGCAGUGUGGAUAUAUUGGGUUUGGAGACUUUCAGGAUUUGAUGCCUUUGGAGUUAAAAGCAGUGGCCCUCACUCUGAGGAAAACCCGUACAGUAAACAGAUCAGAUAUUGUAGCAUUACUGAAGGAAAGCUGAUUUAUUUUUGAAUGCUCUGUGGUAGAUCAAACAUUCAGGUGUGCUAAAUAAGAGAGGAAGCUUUAUUUUUAAGGUGGUGAAGCACCUUUUUGUUCUUUUAUUGAGUUUUGUGUGUCUGUGUAUCAUUUUUGCUACUUAAAAUAAAUACAAAUAAUACCAAAA
This is a messenger RNA of Boleophthalmus pectinirostris (great blue-spotted mudskipper), 2376 nucleotides long. RefSeq names its product insulin induced gene 1 (gene insig1). The transcript is spliced from 7 exons. Bases 422 to 1156 code for a protein of 244 amino acids. NCBI's taxonomy places the organism in Eukaryota, Metazoa, Chordata, Actinopteri, Gobiiformes, Gobiidae. Gene Ontology annotation, biological process: cholesterol biosynthetic process; SREBP-SCAP complex retention in endoplasmic reticulum; cellular response to insulin stimulus. The record is from RefSeq and is a predicted model, not a curated record. Gene Ontology annotation, cellular component: endoplasmic reticulum; SREBP-SCAP-Insig complex.